AUGAAGUCCACUGCUGUCUGCAAGUAUGACAAGAUAGCGCACGAAAUUUUCGCCGCUACGCUACGAGCUCCGUCCACGUCUCCCCGCGACCAGGAGCCCGAUUCGCGUCGUUUGCACUACGGUGACCUCGUAGCUCGAUUGGCAAACCGUAUCUCCGACGAGAAGACACUGAAGCUGAACCUGCUUCUUCUGCCUCAGUUUACCAGGGUGCCUGCGGUGGAGGAGGAGUUCCUUAAAGCUGCGAUCCCGUUCCUCACCUGCGCCGCACGCCCCUACAACAGCAAGCAUGCCCUGGAUAACGGAGCCGCGAUAUUGCAAAAAUGGGCGGACGCAGGGAUCGGCAAAGACAUUAUCACGUCAGGAGACCUUACGGAGCUGCUGAUAUCACCUCAAGCCUUCAAGAACACACUUCUGAAGCUGCUAAGCGGUAAAUCCGACGACAACCGUGUCGUCAACAUGCGCAAACAAGUGAUUGGCGUUUCGUGGUCUCCGUGUAUGGACGAAAACGACGCAUCUGCGGAGGCCGAGGAUGGCGACGCAGCGGAGUGCACCUUCCACCCCAAGCUUAACAAGUAUCCCGGGUACCUAAGGAAAGCCCCUAAAUUGGCGCAUGCUAAGGCAACUUUGGCACGCCAAUCGGAUCACACAUUGGAUCUUUCGCCUUGUGGAUUUUAUGUAGACCCACAUGAUCAGGGGUCUAAGCAAAUCGCUCGCAACCACGACGGGGAGGUUGACUACGGCUCACCCUAUAACAAAGUGUGCCCAUUUGGCACCACCAGGUUUAAUUGCGACAUGGCAUCCACAAUCAGAUUUCCUACGGAGCUUUUGGGCGCACCCGCUUCGAAGGUGGCCGACAGCCCUACGCGCAUCCUUUUGAAACCUUUCGGCAAACCUCACAAAAAUGCAGCAGAGAAACGAGUCACAAUACUGGAUGCUAAAUGCGCUCAGGAAUGUGAUGUGCUAAACAUAGAUGAGAAAAUUGAAGAAAUUAUGAAUAGUCUCCCAUCAAUAGCGCGGAUCUCGCCUCCACAUGCAAAUGACACGGAGGGGCGUUCCUCGUUGGGUUUCGUCGCUCCGCAACGCCAUCGUCUAUGUAGCUCCAACGUCGAUUCGUAUGAACGACCGAGCUACGGGCCCACGACAUGGCAAGACAAACUCCGAGGCGGGUACGUGAGCAGCGGAAUGCGGUUUUCGCAAAACAGCAACUAUCAGUCCCCGUCAUCGCCGUUCUCCACAAGGAACGCCGGCUCGCUAAAGCAGUGCGAUUAUAUCCUCCCACGCAGCUUCGGCAUUCCCAUCUUCAAGAACUCGCCAGCGGCGGGUUCUCAUCAUAAUGAAGUCUACGCACCUCAAAAGGCAAAAAUUGGGCAGCAUAGCAACCCGCUGGACGUCAUAGAAGCUCAGUUGGCGCAGCUGCCAGUAAAUCUCAGGCAGAUUUUGCGCUGA
Molecule: messenger RNA, 1446 nt
Organism: Babesia bigemina
Lineage: Eukaryota; Apicomplexa; Aconoidasida; Piroplasmida; Babesiidae
Exons: 1
Coding region: 1-1446 (481 amino acids)
Source: RefSeq, a predicted model, not a curated record